Molecule: messenger RNA, 945 nt
Organism: Punica granatum (pomegranate)
Lineage: Eukaryota; Viridiplantae; Streptophyta; Magnoliopsida; Myrtales; Lythraceae
Source: RefSeq, a predicted model, not a curated record
AUGGAGUUUCUCCGACUUUCAAUUUGGGGUUGCAUUUUGUUUUCAAUAGAAUACAUAAUGAAGGCAAAAGGGGAGGGAAUUUCACGAAUGUGUCGUUUCAUAUUGUUGAUGUUUCUUGCCGUUGCAUGGCCGGUCAUGCCUGAAGCUCCCCCCAAAAACAUCUUCCUGCUGGCGGGGCAGAGCAACAUGUCGGGCCGUGGCGGUGUGAAGAGAGAUAAGACCGGCUACUUAGCCUGGGACGGGGUCGUCCCUCCAGAAUGUGAGCCCGAUCCCUCGAUCAGCCGGCUCGACGCAAACCUUACUUGGGAGCUGGCCAAGGAGCCACUCCAUGAAGGCAUCGAUGCCAAGAGAAUCAACGGGGUUGGGCCAGGGAUGCCCUUUGCCCACGAGAUUCUAAAGCUUAAGCCGGAUUAUGGGACCAUUGGUCUGGUACCGUGUGCGCUCGCCGGAAGCUCCAUCGACCGGUGGCAACGUGGGACGGCUCUGUAUGAUCGUCUGAUGCUGAGGGCCAAUGUUUCGGUACAGGGUGGAGGGAAGAUUCAAGCGCUUCUGUGGCAACAAGGUGGCAGCGAUUCAGAAUCUAUCGGCGAUGCGAUCGCAUACCAACCCAAGUUGUCGAAAUUCUUUAGCGACGUCCGUGAAGAUCUUAAGUCUCCUGACCUCAUAAUCUUGCAGAUAGCAAUUGCACCGGGGAAGAAACGGUUCACAAGUCUCGUGCGAUCCGCUCAAUUCACAGUAGAAGACCCUAACAUUCGAACUGUCGAUACAGAGGGAAUGCCGGUGGAGUGGGACCAUGUGCACCUCACAACUCAGGGCCAAAUUCAGCUCGGCAAGAUUCUCGCGUCGAGAUUUCUCGAUCCACCAAGCAACCAAACCUUCAAUCUGCAAGGGGUAACUUUCUUUUCCCCAAAUUUCUCACCGGCCAACUCUUUUAUCCUGACAUGA